Pristis pectinata (smalltooth sawfish) is the source of this 3121-nucleotide messenger RNA. It is a transcript of the gene armh3, whose product is annotated as armadillo like helical domain containing 3. Gene Ontology annotation, cellular component: cytosol. Lineage: Eukaryota; Metazoa; Chordata; Chondrichthyes; Rhinopristiformes; Pristidae. The transcript is spliced from 26 exons. The coding region runs from base 205 to 2277 and encodes 690 amino acids. The record is from RefSeq and is a predicted model, not a curated record. Gene Ontology annotation, biological process: regulation of Golgi organization.
CAGCCGCCGCCUGAGGGGGAGGGAGAGGAGCCCGGGAUUGUGGGAUACUGGCUGACCGAGGUCCGGAGGAGCAGCCGCCGCCUGAGGGGGAGGGAGAGGAGCCCGGGAUUGUGGGAUACUGGCUGACCGACGGGCUGAGGAUGGGAGAGGUGUGUGAGCGGAGCUCUGCCUGCUGACUGGAAUGGGUGCGACAGGAUCCACACAAUGGCACAGGUAGAGAAGAAGGGAGGGCUUCUCCGCAAAGCAUCAUCCACCAAAAAACCCCUGAAAGAGAAGGUGGUUUUGAUGUACGAUGAAAUCUUCAAGCAUGAAGACCCAGCAAAGAACUGUCCUCGAUUCUGGGAGGAACUCUUCCUGAUGAAGGUGAACCUGGAGUACCUGGAGGCGAAACUGGAGUCUGUGGAUGGCGAAGAAUUGAUGAAGCUGAAGGAUAAUAUUAACAGCCUAUUCCAGCACUGUAUAGUGUCCUUAAAUGAGGAGCACCAGAUCAAGGUGGUGAAUGCAUUGCAGACGCUAUGUGCACUGAUCCGGGGAGUCCACCAGAAAAACAAGCCGACCUCUGGCUUCGACAUCAUCAAUAUGUUGAUGGGCUUCGACAAAGCUGAGCUCAGGAUGAAGAAUUUGGUGGAGAGUUUGGACUCGCUGCUAUGCGGUGAUGGUUCGGAGAGUUUGAAGAGUCUCUGCCUUAAGCUGCUGCUCUGCCUAGUCACAGUUACUGACAAUAUCAGCCAGAACACAAUCUUGGAGUAUGUGAUGAUUAACAGUAUUUUUGAAGCCAUUCUUCAGGUUCUCUCGGUGGCCUCCAGCAGAGUGCAGCAUGGUUAUGAUGGUGUGGUACUCCUGGCACUGCUUGUUAAUUACAGAAAGUAUGAGUCCGUGAACCCGUACAUCGUGAAGUUGUCCAUUGUUGACGAUGAGGCCACAUUAAACGGAAUGGGGCUGGUCAUCUCUCAAGCACUGACGGAAUAUAACAGGCAGUACAAAGACAAGGAGGAGGAAAGCCAAGGAGGUUUCUUCUCUGCUCUAACCAACAUGGUGGGUAACAUGUUCAUAGCGGAAGUAGAGGAGAAGAUUUCAGUCCAGACUAAUGAGGCUAUCCUGUUGGCACUGUACGAAGCCGUUCACUUAAACAGAAACUUCAUCACAGUAUUAGCGCAGAGCCAUCCCGAGAUGGGACUGGUCAGUAUUCCAACAACACCUGUACUGCCGACAACUCCAACCACACCCUUGGGAACCACGCCUCCUUCAUCAGAUGUGAUGAAUUCUUCAGAGCUUCCACUGGAUCCAAACCUUCACACCAGUAACCUGCUCAUCACCUUCCUCAAGUAUUGCUCCAUCGUCAUGCAGGAUACAAAAGAUGAGCAUCGAUUGAACAGUGCCAAACUCUGCCUGAUCAUACUCACCUGUAUAGCAGAGGAUCAGUAUGCAAAUGCCUUUCUCCACGAUGACAACAUGAACUUUCGGGUCAACUUGCAUAGAAUGCCCAUGAGACACCGGAAGAAGGCUGCGGACAAGAACAUCCCUUCACGGCCUCUGGUCUGUGCUGUGUUGGAUCUAAUGGUGGAAUUUAUGGUCACGCACAUGAUGAAAGAGUUCCCCAUGGACCUAUACAUGCGGUGUGUUCAGAUUGUCCACAAGCUCAUCUGUUACCAGAAGAAAUGCCGAGUGCGAUUACAUUACACCUGGCGUGAGCUCUGGUCAGCACUAAUCAAUUUGUUGAAGUUUGUGAUGUCGAAUGAGACGGUGCUAUUGGGAAAACAUAACAUCUUUGCCCUGGCCUUAAUGGUGGUGAAUUUAUUCAAUGUGUUCAUUACCUACGGUGACACUUUCCUUCCCACACCGAGCAGUUACGAUGAACUUUACUACGAGAUCAUUCGCAUGCACCAGGUCUUUGAUAACUUGUAUUCAAUGGUUUUGAGGCUCUCAACAAACAGCGGUCAGUGGAAGGAACCAGCAAGCAAGGUCACGCAUGCGCUGAUCAAUGUCAGAGCCAUCAUCAACCAUUUUAACCCCAAGAUAGAGUCGUAUGCAGCAGUCAAUCACAUCUCACAGCUCUCUGAAGAUCAGGUGCUGGAGGUUGUGCGCUCCAACUAUGACACACUGACCCUGAAGCUGCAGGACGGCUUGGACCAGUACGAGCGUUACUCAGAGCAGCCCAAAGAGGCAGCCUUCUUCAAAGAAUUGGUCCGCUCCAUCAGUCUUAACGUGAGGAAGAAUCUUGCUGUGAACACCCUGAGCCAGGAGAUAUUGCUGAAAGAAUUCUCCUCCAUAUCCUGAAACUGACUCCAGCUUGUCAACCCCCUCCCAAAGCACCAAUAUCUCCAUUUCCUCUUCUUUCUCCUGGUGGAUUACUGUGCAUUGAUUUACUCGUCAAAAGAACAAUCGGAUUGGCUUCCUGCGGUGUCUGUGACUGCCAGCUGUUUCGUUCGAACUUCUCCUAGACCCACCCCGUCUCCACAGCAGCAGAGAGGAACUCAGUGUCCCUGGGACUGGUCAUUGAACCCCAGCUUACGUUCAUCUCCUUUAGCUGCUCUCCGUGACGGUCUUCGUGGAGCUGAGGUGCAGUCACACCAGCUUGGCACCAACACGUGGUCACAUUUCCCUGGCCGCCUGUCGAUACCUAUGUUCCCCUUUUGCUGGCUUCCUCUCUCCAGGUCAAGGGCGACUCUGUGGCUGGUUUCCGCAGCCUGGCAGGCACGAGGGUUUCUUGAUGUGUUUGAGUUAAGCACAAGGAAUAUCGAAAAUACUCAUUAGUUCUGGCAGCAUCCGUGGAGAGAGAAACAUUUCAGGCCGAUGACCUUCCAUCAGUUUGAGCUAACAGUCCCACUUCUGACUUGCACCCAGCUCUCAGGGUAACCUAAAUCGCAGGCUUACGAGGAAGUAAGUCCCCAACCUGGGAAUGGAUGCCUGACAGUCUCAGCUUAGUGAUAGUUGCUCUCAGCUGACACCAGUAUGCGACGGUCUGCUGUGAGCUGGAGUGAUUUUAUUUUUAAUUUCUUUAGUGGUGAUCCUUGUUUACUGCAUUUUCUGCAAGCGGUGGUGGCUGGAAGGCAAGAGAUUCGGCCUCUUGUCACCACAGCGUGGAGUGUGGUCUGAGAAUAAAGAGUUGUGAUGUACCACC